AUGUGUGGGAGUGUUGCUGGAAGAAAUUGGCGGAGGACAGUACGUACGGACUACAACAACGUCGUACCAAUUCAGGUCCACCUGUGUCCGACGAUGCUCCGAGAAACUACGCUUAACAUAUUAAAAAUCAACAUCAAAAGUUUGAGUAACUUUCCCUCAAUGCCGAUCCCGAAUGGGUCGAUGAUGGACGCCACAGUAAACAAAUUAUUUCUCGACAAGCUGGACUAUGACGUUGAUACAAUGCGUCAAAAACUUAAGAAAUACCUUUCAUCCAUUACUGAUGAGCAGAAAAAAGUGUUUAAUGAUAUCAUGGAUGUUGUUACAAAUAAGAGAGGCGAAACAAUUAUAAAUGUUGCUUCCAGUGGCAUUGCUUCGCUUCUACUUCCCGGUGGCAAAACUGCACAUUCGAGAUUCUGA
Messenger RNA from Erythranthe guttata (spotted monkey flower), 417 nucleotides. RefSeq lists its product as uncharacterized. Gene Ontology annotation, biological process: telomere maintenance; DNA repair. The record is from RefSeq and is a predicted model, not a curated record. NCBI's taxonomy places the organism in Eukaryota, Viridiplantae, Streptophyta, Magnoliopsida, Lamiales, Phrymaceae. Gene Ontology annotation, molecular function: DNA helicase activity.